This is a messenger RNA of Triticum aestivum (bread wheat), 702 nucleotides long. RefSeq lists its product as uncharacterized. The transcript has 2 exons. Lineage: Eukaryota; Viridiplantae; Streptophyta; Magnoliopsida; Poales; Poaceae. The record is from RefSeq and is a predicted model, not a curated record. The coding region runs from base 1 to 618 and encodes 205 amino acids.
AUGGACGCCGGAGCUGCCCUGCGCCGCGCUGCUCUCCUGCUCUCCCGUGUGUCCUCCACCACCACCGCAGCUGCCUUUUCCGCCGCUCCCUUCUUCCUCGCGCAGAAUCCCUGCCUCCCUUGCCUGCCUCUUGAAUCUCUCCUCUUUCUCCCUAAAAAUCGUUUCUUCUUUCUCCCGCCGCAUCUCCUACUCGCGCCCACCCCGUCCCUCCUAGCAUUGAUGGAAGAAGCGUGGCGGCCCUUGGCUCGGCGGUCGGCUACGCUGCCUUCCGCCCCCGCCUCCCCCCGGCGCCGCCGCCUCGGCACCCGUGGCGUGGGGUGCGGCCAUGAUGGCGCGCCGGGAGACGGUGGCCAAGGAGUUGUCCGCGCAGGCGGUGAGCCGGAUCGUGUCCAGCUGUGCCAACUCGACCGGCCUGGCCCCCGUCCACCCAUCGUCGACGCCAACGCCGUCAUCUCGCUCGCCUCCACCGCGGGCCGGCUGGUCAAGAUGCCAGAGGUGCUCAAGGAGGUGCGCGACGCCACAUCGCUCUGGAGGCUCGCGCUCCUGCCCACCCCCGUCGAGACCAUCGAGCAAGAGAGUAGGGCCAGCUCGAACCGUGUGCACCAGGAAGAAGGCUAGCUCGAACAUUGUUUGGUGAAGCAAGCAGCUGAGCUGGUUUUGUUCUUGUCGCCUUGGAUUGUGCAGCGAUUGGAGGAGGACUUG